This is a messenger RNA of Marmota flaviventris (yellow-bellied marmot), 918 nucleotides long. It is a transcript of the gene Or13g1, whose product is annotated as olfactory receptor family 13 subfamily G member 1. NCBI's taxonomy places the organism in Eukaryota, Metazoa, Chordata, Mammalia, Rodentia, Sciuridae. The record is from RefSeq and is a predicted model, not a curated record. Gene Ontology annotation, biological process: G protein-coupled receptor signaling pathway. Gene Ontology annotation, cellular component: membrane. Gene Ontology annotation, molecular function: G protein-coupled receptor activity; olfactory receptor activity.
AUGAACCACACCGUGGUCACUCAGUUCAUCAUGCUGGGGCUCACCCAGAACCCUGAGCUGCAGGGCGUGCUCUUCUGUGUCCUCCUCCUCAUCUACAUGGUGGCCUUCCUGGGCAAUGUGCUCAUUGUGGUCGCCAUCAUCUGCAAUGCCGCGCUGCACAUGCCCAUGUACAUACUCUUGCUGGGGCUGGCCACAGUGGACAUCGUCUUCACCACCAGCAUCAUCCCCGAGGUGCUGUGGACCAUGCUGUCCGCGGAGAGCACCAUCUCCUACAGCGGCUGCAUGUCCCAGCUCUUCUUCUUCACCUGGUCCCUGGGGGCUGAGAUGGUGCUCUUUACCACCAUGGCCUACAACCGCUACGUGGCCAUCUGCUUCCCCCUUCAUUACAGCACCAUCAUGAACCCCUGCACGUGCGUGGCCUUGCUCAGCCUUGUCAUGGCCAUCGCCAUCACCAACUCCUGGGUGCACACGGGUCUCAUCCUGAGGCUCACCUUCUGUGGGCCGAAUACCAUUGACCACUUCUUCUGUGAGAUACCCCCGCUGCUGGCCCUCUCCUGCAGCCCUGUGAGGAUCAACGAGGUGAUGGUGUACGUAGCUGACAUCACCCUGGCCGUGGGGGACUUCACACUGACCUGCAUCUCCUACGGCUUCAUCAUCAGGGCCAUCCUGCGCAUCCACUCCUUGGAGGGCAAAAAGAAGGCCUUCUCCACCUGCUCGUCCCACCUCAUUGUGGUGUCCCUCUACUAUUGCCCCGUGAUCUACACCUACAUCCGCCCCACCUCCAGCUACACCUUUGAGAAAGACAAGGUGGUGGCUGCACUCUACACCCUGGUGACGCCCACGCUGAACCCCAUUGUGUACAGCUUCCGAAACAAGGAGAUGCAGGCGGGGGUCAGGAAGGUGCUUUUGAAGCGUUAG